Messenger RNA from Saprolegnia diclina VS20, 804 nucleotides. RefSeq lists its product as hypothetical. Gene Ontology annotation, molecular function: protein binding. NCBI's taxonomy places the organism in Eukaryota, Oomycota, Saprolegniomycetes, Saprolegniales, Saprolegniaceae. The transcript has 3 exons. The record is from RefSeq and is a predicted model, not a curated record. Bases 1 to 804 code for a protein of 267 amino acids.
AUGCGCGCCGUCUCUGGGGGCGCGAUUCUAGCCGCCAAUGGCUUCAAGCGCGAGGCCAUCGACGCGAAUACCCGAGUGUUGGCAAUGGACCCGAAAUGUACACCAGCGAUUACAGCGACCCAUGACCUGGCGACGGCAACGACGACGAUGCGAGUGGCACAAGCCAGCUUCCCCGAACUCGGACAGCUUCGGACCGCGAUCGUACACGCGCACGCACAGGGUCGCCUGCAGGAGGCGGUAGCUCUCAACUGCAUUGCGCUCUUGCUGUCGCCGCAAGACGGGACUACGCAUACCAACGCCGGUGCCUUCUACUACGAGGCUGUCGACGAGCGUAUGGGGCAAGUCGAUGCGGCACUGCAGACGUACGCAUCGGCUGUUGCCUUGGCCCCCGAGUACGCGCUCGGUCUCUACAACUAUGGUACCGCGGUGUUAAAGCGGCGGGCGUGGCACGACGUUGUCUCCCUCUUCUGGCAACGGCUGGGCUUCCGCAAUCAUGUUGCCCAAGUGCCGUCCAUGCUGGGGAUACAAGCGCUGGUACAUGUGCUCUUGCUGGACACGAUGCCGACGCCCGUUGCCGACUGCACCCAACGACUGCUCUGCGAGAAGUACGGCGUGCAUUUUGCACCCAACUCGACACUGGGCGCGUUGGCUGACGCCACAGCGGCCUGCGAGCGCAGUAUGAAUGUGACGGCGAUCGCCGUGGGCCACGACGACAGCAGUGUCGUCUGGCUGCUGGCCAACGCCGAUGUGGACUUUGAUGCGUCCGUGGCGAUACUGCAGCGGACGACGGCGCACGGAGGUUAG